UUUCUUCUAUUAAUUAUUUCGCUCUUGACAAAGUAAGCAAUAAUUGAACUAACCAGCGCAGUCUUUGGUUGUAACGGAAAACCUGUCAAGCAAUAACAACAAUGGAUCAAACAACGGGAAUAAUCGAGCGAGAGUUUCCCAACGCCGUCACAUAUGAUGUCUCGCAGCCGGAUAAAGUUACAGUUACACUCCCCCCAAAAUCAACAUGGUCAAGCGGCCUUCACUGGCACGAAACACACACAGAAUACCUCAAGGUGAUCAAGGGCAGCAUCAAAGUGCGCCUGGGGGAUACCGAGCAAAUCAUCACAGCUACUCAAGAGAACCAGCCAGAACUCAAAGUUGAGCGCUAUGCGUGGCAUGAAUGGCAGCGGGCGGAGCUGGAGGGCGAUGAAGUUGUAGUGGUUGAGAGGACGGACCCAGCGGAUGGUGAAAAGGCCAUAUUCUUCUGGAAUCUCAAUGGGGUCAUCUUGAAUGCUGGAAGGGUCCUCAACACAAACGUGCCUGGAUUUUCCUUCUUUCCGGCGUCAAUAAAAGACUUGAUCAUCGACUUUUGGAUCAGACUCAAUCUGUUUAUCAUCUUUCACUCUUUGGACAAUAUUCCCGUCAUUUUGAGUACGACGAAGUAUUGGAACGGAAAGGCAUCGCGGGCAAAGACUGGCUUGUCGGCAGACUGGUUUGUGUCUCACUUGCUGCUGUCGCUCGCUUCUUUAAUCGGUCGUCUUUUUGGACUGCAGGCUGUGAGGGCAGAAUAUACACCUCUAUCGAGCUACCAGCGCUGGCAGGAACAUCACAAUUUUGAUAAGUCGAAGUAAUAUUUUGGAGCGUUGUAUUUUAUUGAACCGUUAAAGCGUCUGCAAGUGUUGAUAUAUAUAUAUACAUAUAUAUACAUAUUUAUGCCUGGGUCUCUCAU
Molecule: messenger RNA, 910 nt
Organism: Trichoderma asperellum CBS 433.97
Lineage: Eukaryota; Fungi; Ascomycota; Sordariomycetes; Hypocreales; Hypocreaceae
Source: RefSeq, a predicted model, not a curated record